Messenger RNA from Leptosia nina, 3141 nucleotides. NCBI's taxonomy places the organism in Eukaryota, Metazoa, Arthropoda, Insecta, Lepidoptera, Pieridae. The record is from the annotation of a GenBank genome assembly.
AUGGAUGUAGACUUGCUGAGACCGGGAACAGUACCAAUAUCACCAGAGACGGUGCUGUGGUUUGAAUUUCUUCUUGAUCCAACUUUACUUCGACGACAUUUAAGUAAAUUUAAUCCUGAACCAACAGGAUGUCAGUUGAUAGAGGAGUUCUUAUCAGUUGAUGCCAAAAAUCAAAAUGCUAAACUGACCAAUGAUAGAAUUGUAGAUGUUGAUGGACCAUCAAGUCCUUCCCCAGGAACUCCAACAAUACUACAAUUUACUAAAAAACAACUCGCUUUGAAGAUUUUAGCACUUAGAGUUGUACCAACAAUUAAUUGGAACCUUGAUAUUUUGGAAAAUAACCUACCACCACACAUACAACAGCAACUAAUGCAGGAUCUAGUUUUUAUGGCAACAGAUGCAACUUUUGCUGUACCCCCACUAGAAAUUCCAACAGAUAUGUUGCAACAGUUACAUGUUCAAUUUGCUCUCAUCUUGUACCACCGAUGGGUUCUCAGGUUUCCUGUAAAAUCAGCACUUUGUAUGAAGUCCUCUAAAUUGCCUUAUGUGCACAUACCAGGAGCUCAAGGCGAGAACCCUUACAAUCCAAUGAGCCAACAUUUUGAGAAGAUUUUAAGAACAUGCGAAACGUCUAGAAUACAAAGUAUUCGGUAUUUGGAGAGCAUACUAGCAUUCUACGAGACAACUAUAGGUCGACGAGAAUCGAGGAGAAUUAAAAUACCUGUUAUGGAAACAUUUGUGCAUCUGACAGAAGAUUCUGAUGAUAUGAAUCAUGACUGGAAUGCUGGAGAUGUUUACAUAACUCAAUAUGAACUAGCAAUGCAAAUACACUUUGACCUGUGUUAUAACUACUUCUUUUAUGGACAGCAUGAUUUAGCCAAGAAACAUAUACUAGGGUGUAGAGAAAAUUUUAUUUUAUUGGAAAGAGAAAUAGCUACUUAUGGCUAUGGAGUAUACAAAGAUUUGCCGUGGGGUAACUUUAAUUAUGCGAGUAUGCGGAAAGACGAUAUAUUGGGCUACAUAAGAGCUUUAAACUUGAGCUACGAACUUUUAAGUGAAGAACCAUCUCUUCUACAGAAACUGCAAGAAUCUAUUGCAAAUCAUUACACAGGCAUUAUUGGGAUCCUUCAAGCUGAUAAUUUAUCUAGAGAAAUACCAUUAGUCCACAGAGAAGUAGUAGAACUUGAUAUACAAGGGUCUGCUUCUAGUGGAGCAUUUACUGUAGCAAGAGAUCUUUUAAAUAGAGUGUCAGUAUUGAAUGCUGUAAGAUAUGCCCUAGAGGGUGGUAUACCUUCCACUCAUUCAGAUUUUUUAAAUAGGUUUAAAACUAUAGGUAUCAAAUACUUUGAUCUCCUCUUUUGGGCUCUAGGGCCAGUUCUAUCCGCAAACUUACCUGAAAAAGACUGGGAGAAUCUUAGAAUAUUCUUCCUCCACUUGGCUACAUCUAAUUGUAAGUUACCGAUAGACAGAAUAGAUGAGUACUUAAAGAAGUAUGCUGGGGAAGCCUCUGAUAGUAUUAGGCGUAAGUUAAUAUGUGACGAACAUCUAGAUGGUAUUUUAAAUGACAUAAAUGCAAUAGAUGAUGAAAAUAUGGAUAUACCAAGGGAACUCCUGACCGACGAUUGGGAAAUGCCGAACUUUGAUUUUAAAACUGUCCCAGAAUUGGAAAUGGGUAGGUUGAAAAAGAGGCUUGUGGAAGCCUCUACAGCAGAAGACAUAAGAAUGCGGUUAGUCAAAUUAGCGGUGAUGUCACCAUCUUCACCGUUGUGGAAGUUGAGUCCUUCUUGGAAACCUCCGGGGGGGUUGGGAAUGACAUUUAUUUCGUUACCCAGAGGUUUUAUGCAGGAUUUUGGGUACAUUGUAUCGGGGCUAGCAAGGGCUCGAGUUGAGGCUGGCUGUUCUAGAACUGCAUUAUCACUACUGUCAGUAUUGGAGAAUGAAGCUAGAAGCCAGUUAGGUGUAGGGUCCGAUCCGACUUUGUAUCGCCUCUGCCGUCAGUUGUCAUGGGAAGUGUUGUUCUUACAAGUAAAUGUGAUGUUAAGUGAGUGGCCUAAUCAUCGUCUGAAUCUGUCGGCGCUGGCUAAUAAAUGUAAAGCUUGCAUCGCUGCAGCAACAUCUGGGGACGGUGUUGUACCACGACCACAGGUAUUGGAAGGCUGUUGGAUUUGUGUCGUGAAUGCUUGUGAGUGGGAAGGUGCCGGGAUUGUGUCGGGGCCUGGUGAGGCAGCAGCUGCACUGUGUGCGGCCUGCUUUGAUCUGCAAAGGGGCAAAGGAGCCAGAAAAUUCCCUAGACCCCUAUGGGACUAUGUUUUAUCAAUAUACAACAACGGCUCUACGGGCCCUGUAAAACGGAACGCCAGCGGUCUCCCAUCGCAUUCUAGGGAUGCGCCAAACGCAGCCGCUGAAGCAAGGAACGCAUUUAACGCGUUUCUGACAACACUUCGCGAACCUUUAGCCGUUAGCGUAAUGCUGUCGCUCCUAGCAAGAAUAUACAACCUCCUUAUAGACGAUAGUAGUUUAGAACUUGUCGUUGAAUACACCACUCUGUGGCCUUCAAACAUGUCGAAUUCGAACAAUUACAAUAUAAAACACAUUUUGGAGUCGAUCACUGAACUAUUAGAGAAGAGUUUGAAGUACUACCCCUACAAUACGUCUUGGCUACGUUUAUACGGGGACGUUGAAAUGGCUUGCAGUAGAUGGUCAGCGGCGUUACGUAGAUACUUGUGCGCUCUAGCAGCAGGCACCUGGCAUUUCGCGAAACGAGCACCGGACGAAGGCAGCAUAGCGCGCCGUGCAGCCCGCUGCUGCCAAGCCUUGUCCUCCCCAGCACAAGCAGCGGCGCUCUGCCAGCUACCAGAAGAGCCUGACUACGCUACAGCUUUCAAAUGCUUCGCUGAAAAGACCAGUAACGCAGCAGAUGCCAUGGACGGCUAUUACGGAUGCCUAUGGGACGGUACGUUACUCGAAGUGGCGGUAGCUCUUCAUACGCGACGCGGGGAGGGAGGGAAGCGGUCCCGCGCAGUCAAAGCCGCCGGAGCCCUCGAACUGAACGCAAACAAUAGCGAGGACAUACAAAGAGAAGCAGCUGCUAUACGACGAGCGAGAAUGCUUCGCGCACUGACGAACCAAUAUGUCGCCUGA